Phyllopteryx taeniolatus (common seadragon) is the source of this 3980-nucleotide messenger RNA. RefSeq lists its product as uncharacterized. The record is from RefSeq and is a predicted model, not a curated record. Gene Ontology annotation, molecular function: G protein-coupled receptor activity. NCBI's taxonomy places the organism in Eukaryota, Metazoa, Chordata, Actinopteri, Syngnathiformes, Syngnathidae. The transcript is spliced from 2 exons. Bases 1704 to 2741 code for a protein of 345 amino acids. Gene Ontology annotation, biological process: G protein-coupled receptor signaling pathway; immune response. Gene Ontology annotation, cellular component: membrane.
CCUUGUUUGUCCAGGGUACCAAAGGCGUUUCUUUUUAUUUAUUAAUUGGGGGGCAAAGCAAGCACCCGUAAACUGAAUCCCAGGACCCCAAAAUUUUGAGAGAUCAAAAAAAAAAGUGUUUUAAACUGUAGGCCAUGCUCUUUUUAAACAACCUAGAAAAUUGUAAAACCAUACAGUACUUGGUUUAAACAAUAACAUUACAGCACCAACCAUUGCCUAAAAAAAUGAUUUUCUCCACCCAGUCCCUCCCGUAUCUCCACUGGGCUCUUUUAGUACUCUACCUGCACAAAACAAAACGCUGCUUUCUGGUUAUAUGGUGUAUGUACCGGGCUUAUGUGGCACAUUUCUUAACUUCAACCACUCAAUACCAACACACCAUUAUCAUUACCAGUUCUCAUUUUUGCUGGAUUGCUUAACGACAUCGAAGACAAUUAACAUUAUUACUUAUUUUAGGACAGAGAGAGAGGAACAAAUAGAGGAGUUCACAUAUUACUAUUCAAAGUAUUCACAAAACUCAAUUUCUACUCAUGUGUUUGGCAUUAUGUGCUUUGCAUUAAGUCCAAAAAUAAAAAAGUUCAUAAUCGAUUUUUGGUACUCACUAUAGGCUGCUUGCGGGUUUACUCCAGAAAAAGAAUGCAUACUUAUGUACAGUAUAUAGAAGUGCUGCUGUAUUAAAAUGAGAAUGAAAUUGUGUUAAAAUGUUCAAACGCUUGUACAAAACAGUGACAUUUACCUUGCCUACCCAGGAGCUCAGCACCCCGCAACCUCUCUGAUCCUAGCAUCUCCCCUGACGGGUACACUGAUUAAUAAAGUUGAUUGAGGGGAGAAAUCACAAUAAUAUAUGGCUGAAUGAACAAAUAAGAAAGCUUUUCAUGUUAAUAGAUGUACACUCAACUUCAUGAAAUUCUAUAAAAGAACUGCAUCCAAAUUGUACAAUAAGUCAUAAUUGCACAUAUAAAGUGAAAUACAGUUUUUAUAGGGUUUUUUUCCCAACCAAUUUUAUGCAUUAUAAUGUACAGUAUGUCCGUGUAUCAUAUUAUGAGGAAUAAUAUGGAUUCCAAGGCAGCACGGUGUGAUUGUGGUUACUAGCACGUCUGGCGUCUCUCUCACAGUUAUGAGGUUCUGGAUUCGCCUCCUGGCUGCGGCCUUCCUAUGUGGAGUUAGCAUAUUCUCCCAGAGCUUGCUUGGAUUUACUCCAGGUACAGUAUAGUCUGAGUUUCUCCCAUAUUCCCAAAACAUGAAAAGCUACUGUAGGUUCAUUGAAGACUCUAAAUUGCCAAUAAGUGCGAAUGUAAGUGUGACUGAUUUGAUGGUGACCCGUCUAGCUCGCCCAAAGUCAGCUAUAGGCUCCAGCCAGCGCACCGGCUGUGACCCUAAUGAUGUCAAGUGCUAUAGGAAAAGGAUGGAUACUUUCCAUAUUGCACUGAUUGUACAGUCCUGUAUGUAUGCAUAAAUGUUGCGCUGCAUAAGAAAAGCAGCCCCAGAUCAUAAUUAAACCGCUUCCAUGUUUCACAGAAGGUACAGUGUUCUUUUCUUUGUAUACACGGCAAAGGCAAAAUUGUUAGUACUACCUUCCAUUAUAGAAAGAACACCCCACAAUUGUCACUGGAAUAGCUUGACAAAAUGGAUACUGACAAGCUACAAAGCUUUUGGGAGAAUGUCCUUUGGAAUGAUGACACAAACUGGAUAGAGCUUUUGAUGAGAUGGCCGCCGAGGAAUUUGGCGGCGGAAUGGUGGUGGUCUGUGUGAUCCUGGGCCUGUCCUUUCUGGUUGGAACUCCUGGCAACCUGCUGGUGAUCUGGACCAUCCUGCGCCACGUCAAGCACCGCUCUCACACUUUGGUGCUCAUCCUUCACCUUGCGGCCGCAGACCUUCUGGUACUCAUCACCCUGCCCCUGUGGAUAUACUCACUGGCCCAAUCUUGGGUGUUUGGAGAGAUCUCCUGUAAAGUCAUGGGCUUUGUGAUCAAUGCCUGUAUGUACGGCAGCGUUUUCCUCAUCACCCUCAUGAGCGUGGAGCGUUUUUUGGCCGUGCGCUAUCCCUUUGCCUCGGCUGGAUGGAGGAGGCAAAAGGCCUUAAGUAAAGUGCUGCUGUUCUUGUGGACUGCGGCCUUCCUGUUCAGUGUGCCCGCCCUCCUCACACGGGUUGUUGAUAAGGAUUCGGGAGAGGAGCAGUGUUUAUACAACCAGUACACCUCAGCCUCUCAGGAGCUGGUUUGUGUGCUGCUGGAGACCCUGGUGGGCUACGUAUUGCCGUUCUCCAUCCUGGUGGUGUGCUAUGGCUGCCUGUGCACUCGCAUUACUCAAAUGACCUUCAAGUCCAAACGCAAGUCUACAGUCCUCAUUGCCAGCGUGGUGGUGGUGUUCGCCAUUUGCUGGACACCUUACCACAUAGGAAACAUACUCUCACUGGUUAUCCUUGCCACGAAGAGGUCCUUCCCGUACAUUGGUGAUCAUUUGGCUGAUGUGAGCAACAACAUGGCCUACAUCAGCGGAGCUAUGGUCUUCAUCAGCAGCACCAUCAACCCCGUUCUCUACAUGUUCGCUGCCCGCUCCUUCCGCAGGUCAGUGCGAGACACGGGCAUCCGGAAGCUCUUCCGGCACAUCUCCAGCACCUCUCCAGGUGAGGGCAACAGAGAGUUGUCCUUUGUUUCCAAGAGACAGAAGACUGAGACGAGCAGCUCUCAGUGUAACGCUGAGUCAAAAGGGCAAAUUGACAUGUGCGGAAACAACCCAUCCUAGCAACAUGAGCCGGUGGUGUAUGUAUGUGCAUGUAUAUAAAAUAGCUCCUUGUUUUUGUGUGUGGUUAUAAUGUAUCUGAAAUGUAACUAUUGACUUGUAAAUUUAUUAACGUAAAUAGAGUAUACUGCAGUACAUAAAUCUUGAAAUAUUUUGACUCUCACAAGAAGACUAAGCUCUCACUCUGUGCAAUUUAACACCACCAUAAACUACAACUGCAUUAAUAAACAAUAAAAAAAAAUAAUAAUACCUCUCUGAUAACGUCAUUUAAAAAUCUGCCUUGUUAUUGGAAGAGCAUUUUUUGUACUUUAAGUAUUAAUGAUAAUGGGAUGGAAGCAGCACGGUGGCCUCGUUGUUCUGAGGUUGGGGGUUUGAAUCCAGGCUCCGGCCUUCCUGUGUGGAGUUUGUAUGUUCUCCCUGGGCUUGUGUGGGUUUUCUCUGGGUACGCUGGCUUUCUUCCACAUGUUAGGUUAAGUAAAGACUCUUAGGUUUGAAUGAGUGUGAAUGGUUGUUUGCCUAUGUCUAUAUGUGCUCUGCGAUUGGAUGGUAACCAGUCCAGGGUGUAUGCUGCCUCUUGCCCAAAGUCAACUGGGAUAGGUUCCAGCACACCCUCGACCCUAAUGAUAAGCGAGUAUAGAAAAUGGAUAGAUAAUGUUAUGGUCAGUUAGUGUAUAUUUAUUUUAGAAAAAUAUCUAUCUAUCUAUCUAUCUAUCUAUCUAUCUAUCUAUCUAUCUAUCUAUCUAUCUAUCCCAAUGUAUUCUUCAAAUGAACGUAGUAUUGUGUAUUAAAAGUAAGUUUCAAUAUUGUUUACUUGUAUACUAUGUAUCUCCACAUUUUGAGAUAUUUUAAAUGUGAAGCACAACAAAAAAAGUAAAUUCCUUUUUGUUUUCUGUAAAAAUGUAAUACCAAAAUAAAAAAAUAACACCAUGGCCACUUUAUUAGGUAUAACUGUACAUUACAACAGUUUUUUUGUGUUUUAGCUGACAUGAUCAGAAAGUUCACUGUUCUGUUUUUAUACUAUUGAGGUCCUUUUUUCAUCUUUGUUUAUUUCGGUCCUAAUGGAAUUUCCCUGUCUUGCUGUUUCGUGUUUCACUCUUAACUUUUAACUAAUGAAUGUAAUUGUUUUGAAAUGUAGGAAAAAAAUAGUAAAAACAAUUUUGGACAGCUAAGUCCUUGAAUCUAGCAGCAGACGAGUCAGGCCCCUCUACUUCCUCUCCAUGACAAGAUUGCAAAAUGAAAAGC